Messenger RNA from Photinus pyralis (common eastern firefly), 2231 nucleotides. RefSeq names its product putative inorganic phosphate cotransporter. The record is from RefSeq and is a predicted model, not a curated record. Gene Ontology annotation, biological process: monoatomic anion transport; transmembrane transport. Gene Ontology annotation, molecular function: transmembrane transporter activity. Bases 106 to 1596 code for a protein of 496 amino acids. NCBI's taxonomy places the organism in Eukaryota, Metazoa, Arthropoda, Insecta, Coleoptera, Lampyridae. The transcript has 6 exons.
CACCUGAUUACCUAUUACUUGCAUAAUAAAUCCAAUAGUCACGGUUCAAUUCAGUAUUUGAAAAGUUCUAAUCGGGUGUGAGGUUUUUCGGUGAUUACUCUUAAAAUGUUAACCGGUUGGAGAUUGCAUCUCUCGAAAUGUUUUAUAAUUCCGCAUCGGUACAUCGUGGCGAUUAUGGGAUUUUUGGCGAUUUUAAACGCGUACACCAUGAGAACGACGUUGUCCAUAGCAAUUACAGAGAUGGUAAUACCCAGGAACAGUACAUCAUCGGGGGAUCAUGGUUGUCCACUAGAGGGCGAUGGCCAGGGUGAUGGGCCAAUUAUAAAGAAUCCGGAAGAUUUGUACGACUGGGAUGAGACAACGCAAGGACUGAUACUGAGCUCUUUCUUCUGGGGGUAUAUUAUUACGCACAUGCCGGGGGGUAUUUUGGCGGAGAAGUUUGGCGGCAAAUACUCUUUGGGUAUCGGUAUUUUGUCUACGGCAGUCUUCACAUUGAUAACCCCCGCCGUGAUAAGGCUGGUUGAUGGUGAUUGGCGGUGGUUGUGUGCCUUGCGAGUGUGUGUCGGUUUGGGCGAGGGCACCACAUUUCCGGCCAUAAACGCUUUGCUAGCAAAAUGGGUACCUCUCAGUGAGCGAUCGCGUUUGGGUAGCUUGACGUUCGCAGGCGGUUUACUCGGAAUAUUCUUAGGAACGUCGCUGAGUGGCAUUCUGAUCAAACAUACUCAAGAUUGGGGUUCCGUCUUUUAUUUUUUCGGUGGAUUGGGAGUAGUUUGGUUUGUGAUAUGGACGCUGAUGUGCUACUCAGAUCCCGAAUCGCAUCCCUUCAUCAGUGAUAAGGAAAAAAACUUCCUUCGCAAAGAACUAGCGAGUGUUUCGAAUGAAAACAAUCCGAUCCCUUGGAAGGCGAUUUUGACAUCAGCCCCGCUUUGGGCGCUAAUCGCCGUACAAAUCGGGCAAGAUUGGGGUUUCUACGCUAUGGUCACCGAUUUACCCAAAUACAUGAAGGACAUUCUCAAAUUUAAAAUUGACGAAAAUGGGCUUUGGUCAUCGCUUCCGUAUGUGCUCAUGUGGAUCGUUUCUCUUGGGUCGGGUUGGCUAUGCGAUUGGAUAAUUAAAAAGGAAUAUAUGGGCAUCACGUUCGCUCGUAAAUUCUUCACAACAGUCGCAUCCAUGGGACCAGCCGUUUUUAUAGUGGGCGCCAGUUACAGUGGCUGCGAUCGAUAUUUAGCCGUUGCGCUUUUCACCAUUGCCAUGGGACUAAUGGGCACUGUAUACUGCGGAAUGAAAGUUAACGCUUUGGAUUUAUCUCCCAACUUCGCGGGCACUCUUAUGGCAAUUGUAAACGGAAUCGGCGCCGUCAGUGGCAUCAUCACCCCAUAUCUAAUCGGCGCACUCACCGCCAACCACACUUUGGAACAGUGGCAACUAGUGUUUUGGAUUACUCUAGGAGUAUUUACCGUAACCAACAUCAUCUUUGUACUUUUCGCAAGCGGCGAAACUCAAUGGUGGAAUAACGUCGAUAAACCCGAAACGGGGAUGUACGACCAUGAUGCACACCGUUUAGGGGUGCCUUCCAAACAAACUUCAAAAUUCUGAUUUAUCUACUCUCAUUUAAUGACAGUAAAUGUAAGUCUGAAAACGGUCGAUUAUCGCGGAUAAUAUACAAUAUAUCGAGAAAGUUUUCUACAGUAGUUUUGGGGUUCUUCAAUUUCUACUAGGCAUUAAUAGUUUUUAUUAAAAAUUGCAUAUUUUUAAAUGGACCACCCUGUGCUGCACUUCUCUCAAUUUUAAGCAAAAUUUGCAAGAAGCAUAAUGUACCUAGUGCAAUCGUUUUCCGGUUAUCUAGUUUUAAAAGUAAACGCGAUUAUUUUGAAAAAAACCUGUCAUUUUGUACGAAAACUGUUACCACUAAAUGAAUGUGUCACGUUUCUAAGGUACCUUGAUGAAUUACCUACAGAAUCUCGUUUUGAGCAUUAUUUAAUACUUAAUUAUUUCAUAAUUAAGAUACAUCAUGCUCCUUUUGGUGUUUCCGCCUUUAUGAUCAACCAUGUAUAAUUAAAAUUAAUUCUGCCUAGUAGACAUUCAAAAACCCCAACACUUUUUUCGAUAUCUUGUAUAUUUUCCCCGAUAAUCGACCGUUUCCAGACUUAUCAACGACUCUGUAUAUAAAAUUCUUUUGUACGUGUGUCUGUGACUGAAUUCCUGAUAAACGGCUGGACGAAGAAAUUUUU